AUGAUUUCCCAGUUCUUCAUUCUGUCCUCCAAGGGGGACCCACUCAUCUACAAAGACUUCCGUGGGGACAGUGGCGGCCGGGAUGUGGCCGAGCUCUUCUACCGGAAGCUGAUGGGACUGCCUGGAGAAGAGUCCCCGGUUGUCAUGCACCACGAUGACCGUCAUUUUAUUCACAUCAGACACAGUGGUCUGUAUUUGGUGGCCACGACUUCAGAAAACAUUUCUCCCUUCAGCCUCCUAGAGCUGCUGUCUCGGUUAGCCACCCUCCUGGGCGAUUACUGUGGCUCCCUGGGAGAGGGGACCAUCUCCCGCAAUGUGGCUCUUGUCUAUGAACUCCUGGAUGAAGUGUUGGAUUAUGGCUACGUGCAGACCACAUCCACAGAGAUGCUGAGGAACUUCAUCCAGACUGAGGCUGUGGUCAGCAAACCCUUCAGCCUCUUUGAUCUCAGCAGCGUUGGCUUGUUUGGGGCUGAGACACAACAGAGUAAAGUGGCGCCCAGCAGUGCAGCCAGCCGCCCAGUCCUGUCCAGCCGUUCUGACCAGAGCCAAAAGAAUGAAGUGUUUUUGGAUGUGGUAGAGAGACUGUCCGUACUGAUAGCAUCCAAUGGCUCACUGCUGAAGGUGGAUGUGCAGGGAGAGAUCCGACUUAAGAGCUUUCUUCCCAGUGGCUCUGAGAUGCGCAUUGGCUUGACAGAAGAAUUUUGUGUGGGGAAGUCAGAACUGAGAGGUUAUGGGCCAGGAAUUCGGGUGGAUGAAGUCUCAUUUCACAGCUCGGUGCAACUGGAUGAAUUUGAGUCUCAUCGAAUACUCCGCUUGCAGCCACCUCAGGGCGAGCUGACUGUGAUGCGGUACCAACUCUCAGAUGACCUCCCCUCCCCACUUCCCUUCCGGCUCUUUCCCUCUCUGCAGUGGGACCGAGGCUCAGGCAGGCUCCAGGUUUAUCUGAAGUUACGAUGUGACUUGCCCCCAAAGAGCCAGGCUGUCAAUAUCAGGCUUCACCUUCCCCUGCCUCGAGGGGUGGUCAGCCUGUCUCAGGAGCUGAGUAGCCCAGAGCAGAAGGCAGAGCUGUGUGACGGAGCCCUUCGCUGGGACCUGCCUCGUGUGCAAGGAGGCUCUCAGCUCUCAGGCCUUUUCCAGAUGGAAGUCCCAGGUCUGCCUGGGCCUCCUGGGCAAGGACAGUCCACCUCAGCGCCUCCUCUGGGGCUGGGCCCUGCGAGCCUCUCCUUUGAACUUCCCCGGCACACGUGCUCCGGCCUCCAGGUUCGCUUCCUCAGGCUGGCAUUCAGGCACUGCAGCAAUGCCAACCCCCACAAGUGGGUGCGACACCUAAGCCACAGCGAUGCUUAUGUCAUUCGGAUCUGA
This is a messenger RNA of Pipistrellus nathusii (Nathusius's pipistrelle), 1362 nucleotides long. NCBI's taxonomy places the organism in Eukaryota, Metazoa, Chordata, Mammalia, Chiroptera, Vespertilionidae. The record is from the annotation of a GenBank genome assembly.